CCAGGACAACACUCACAGAGCCAGGCCAGUGAUGGACCAACAGCCAGGGCUGGCAGUGGUCAGAGUUGGUGUGAGGUUUGACUUCUGUGAGGGACAGAACGGAGGUGGCAGUGUCACCGUGCACAGGGGAGGAGCUUUGUGGGGGCUUUGCAGGGUGGUGUGUUGGGGUAGGGCUGGGCAUCCCACUGGGCUGAGCACCCUGUCAGCCCUAUCAGCCAGGAGGGUGGGCUGGGGCAAGUGGGGUGGCAAGAACAUCUAGCCUGGAGAAAUGGGGCCCAGGGGAGAGGAGGGGUGUGCUCCCUGUGGGGGUCUGUGCCCCAGGUUGUCCAGUCCCCACUGUUGCCACGUCUCUGUCCUGUCCCACAUCAUCCCAUUUGCAGCCUGGACUGAUUUGCAAUGGAGGGCCAUGUAGGACCAGGAGUUGGACUUGAUGAACCUUGUGGGUGCCUUCCAACUCAGGAUACCCCAUGAUUUUACGAUUUCCAGAUGCUUCCCAGCCCAAGCAAGGCAGAGUGGCACUGACCAGGCUGUCCAGCACCACAGCCAUCCCUGUCACACCCUGUCCUGGUGACAAACCCACAGCUCCCACUGUGAGGGAUGUCAGGAAGCCAGAGCCGGUCUGUCACCCACACUGGCUGUGGUUUGGACGCAGCGCCAGGGUUGCAGCACAGCCUCAAACCUGUACCUCAGGUUUCCCCAGCACACUGGAGGAAUGGGGCAUCUCCACAAUGAGCCAGGGGUUUAUGCUCAGGGAUGGGCAGUGUCAGGAUCAUGCCCUGGUGCAGCCACUCUGUGCCUGCAUCCUUCAGAGUGUGUCCCCCACCUGAUGGAGGGUGAUGGCCCAGGGAUCUCUGGCUGAGUCCCCCCAGAGCAGGAGGGAGCCAGGCUGUCAAUGCUGAGUUUCCCCAGCACCCUCUGUGCCGGGAUUCAGACUCAUGGCUGCAGCCCCACGUGGCUCCUGGCCCAGGACAGUUAAUCCCAGCAGCUGGAGGGCUGCAGCCCUUGGCACCCUCUGCAGCUGCGCCUGGGGGCAGCACGAGCCCAGUCCCACCCUGGUGUUCCCCUCCAUGGGCUGGGCUCCCACCCUGGUGUCCCCUCCAUGGGCAGGGGUCCCACCCUGGUGUCCCUCUCCACAGCCCCUGGAGGACCCCAUAUCUGCAGGAUAUCUGAGGAUGGAUGAUGGGUGGGCCUGGCCAUAGAGAGCAGCCCUAAAUUCUCUGUUCCCCCGCAGGGAUUGGUGCUGGCAGCGGCGGGAGCUGCAGCCAUGGAGCAGAGCCAGGCCGGGGCCUGAGGCUGCUGGAAGGAGCAGGAGGGGGUGCAGGACAUGGAGCCCCCCAACAGCAGCACGGCCGGGCGGGCAGCCUCGUGCUUCGGGGUGUUCAAUGCCAGCGAUGGCCGUGCCAGCGCACAGAACAGCAUCGCCUCGCCCUGGUUCUCCACGGCCUUCGGCCUCAUCGGCCUCUGCUCCAACCUCUUUGCCCUCUGCGUCCUGGUCAGCUCCUCCCGCAAGCUCUCCAGCCAGGCUCGCUCCUCCUUCCUCAUCUUCCUCUGCGGGCUGGUGGUCACAGACUUCAUGGGGCUGCUGGUGACAGCCUCGGUCAUCAUCCCCUACCACUUCACCAAGUUCUCCUGGGCCGAGGUCGACCCUGGCUGCCACCUCUGCAACUUCCUCGGCUUCUCCAUGGUCUUCUUCGGGCAGUGCCCGCUGCUGCUGGGGGCCACCAUGGCCGGGGAGCGCUUCGUGGGCAUCAACCGCCCCUUCUCGCGCUCCACCAGCCUCUCCAAGCGCCGCGCCUGGGCCAUCGUGGGGCUGGUGUGGGGCUUCUCCUGCUUGCUGGGACUGCUGCCGCUCUUCGGGCUGGGGCGCUACACGCUGCAGUUCCCCGGCUCCUGGUGCUUCCUCACCCUCCUGCCCGACACUGGCGACGUCAUCUUCUGCCUGCUCUUUGCACUGCUGGGCAUCCUCUCCGUGCUGCUCUCCUUCAUCCUGAACACCGUCAGCGUGGUCACGCUCUGCCGCAUCUACCACGACCGCGAGUCGGUGCAGCGGCGCCGGGACAGCGAGGUGGAGAUGAUGGUGCAGCUCGUGGGCAUCAUGAUCAUCGCCACCAUCUGCUGGAUGCCCCUCCUGAUCUUCAUUGUGCAGACGGUCCUGCAGCAGCUGCCUGGCCAGGCCCAGGUGCUGCCCACGGACACGCAGGAGAUGCUGCUGAUCUACAUCCGCAUGGUCACCUGGAACCAGAUCCUGGACCCCUGGGUGUACAUCCUGUUCCGCCGGGCCGUGCUGCAGCGCGUGUACCCCCGGCUGCCGCCCCGGGCCUCGCUGGCCUCCCUCAGCCCCUCCCUGCCCCGCAAGCUCACCGCCGCCUCCGUGCUGCAGUAGCGCUGGGGAGGGGCACGGGGCAGGGGGACACGGCCAUCCCCCCCCCACCCACCCUGGAUCCUCAUCACCUGCAUCCAGGGGCUUCUUCCCCCCAUCCCGACAGCCAAGGGGCUGUCAGGGGGCUGCUUCCCCUCCCUGUCCCCAAUAAAGCACAGCUGGUGCA
Molecule: messenger RNA, 2546 nt
Organism: Melospiza melodia melodia
Lineage: Eukaryota; Metazoa; Chordata; Aves; Passeriformes; Passerellidae
Gene: TBXA2R
Product: thromboxane A2 receptor
Exons: 2
Coding region: 1325-2383 (352 amino acids)
Biological process (GO): inflammatory response; positive regulation of vasoconstriction; adenylate cyclase-activating G protein-coupled receptor signaling pathway
Cellular component (GO): plasma membrane
Molecular function (GO): thromboxane receptor activity
Source: RefSeq, a predicted model, not a curated record